AUGACACUGUCAUUGUCAUCAACAACACUUCCAAGAAAGAUCAUCUACGCAAUUAUCAAAGAGCUUGACAGACCUGACAAACUGGCACUUGGCCUAACGGGUCCUUACUUUCUGGGUAUCCUUGCCGACUAUUACGACCUUGAUCGCUACCGCAGCAAUCCUGACGCAUGGAAAAGGCUCGGUCUUCCUGCCGGCGUCACUUCCUGGCACGAUUCAGCAGCACAUGCAACUGUUAUACGGUACCUUACCCGGGCUGGGUACAGUGAUAUUGAGGCUGUAUCAGUAUAUGAUGAUGAGCGAAAUCAUGAUGAUAGACUAGAAGAGGGCGAGGAAAUGGAUGUGGAUGAGGAUGGGGAUAUGAAAGAAGUCGAAGAGAUUGAUGCCGACUCCCAUUCUGCAGGCUCCGUUAUUCUCGGUGAAACAGACAUCCCUGGGCUCGGUUGUCGAGGCGGCUCCGAGCUCUUACUAUCUUACGAAGAUUCUGAUGAAGCUGUUGAUGACGAGCUGGUUGAACUGCUUAUCUCUGAAUGGCUGGAUAAGAAAUUUGGCAUACUAGAUGGCUGCGUUGUAUGUGCAGAUUGCUCGCGAUUUAUGCUCUGCUGCAGGCCCGACGGUAGCCCCAAUUCUUUUGCGACGAACAUGUUACACCGCCCGAGAUGGUUCAGGCAUUGUGGUGAUUGUGAAAAGGGUUAUAGAGUUGCACCAGGGACAAUGUUGGCCUAAUAAAUAGCGAGAAAUUUUGUCUAGAUAGUACACUAACCGAGCCAUUCAGCGAAGUUUUGAUCUUCCAAUUUAG
Aspergillus nidulans FGSC A4 is the source of this 796-nucleotide messenger RNA. RefSeq lists its product as uncharacterized. Bases 1 to 723 code for a protein of 240 amino acids. Lineage: Eukaryota; Fungi; Ascomycota; Eurotiomycetes; Eurotiales; Aspergillaceae. The record is from RefSeq and is a predicted model, not a curated record. The transcript has 2 exons.